Molecule: messenger RNA, 2454 nt
Organism: Ctenopharyngodon idella (grass carp)
Lineage: Eukaryota; Metazoa; Chordata; Actinopteri; Cypriniformes; Xenocyprididae
Gene: arr3b
Product: arrestin 3b, retinal (X-arrestin)
Exons: 14
Coding region: 575-1729 (384 amino acids)
Biological process (GO): G protein-coupled receptor internalization; visual perception; signal transduction
Molecular function (GO): G protein-coupled receptor binding
Source: RefSeq, a predicted model, not a curated record
UGUUUAAAGCAGAAGUUUUAAAGCAGUGAUGCCUGUUCAUGCUCAUCUUCUAAAAAUGAAAUUACUGUAUGUUAUGAAGCUUUUAGGAGCGCUGUAGGAGCAGUUGUUAUUGUUAUUCUGGCCUCAUGACUUGGAAACUGAGGCCACGGUGAGUACAUGCCCUAAAUAGACACAUGCUAUGUCAUAGGUGGAGCUCUAUGAUGAGAGAUAUAACUGUAUUAUUACAUUUCUGUAGUCCAACCAAAUGACCCUGAGGCUGACACUUUCAUUUAUACUAUAGCUAAUCCGUAAGUCCAAUUCUGUGUUUAUUUUUAUAUACAUUGUAGCCAGAAAAAGAUGAGGACUAAUGAACUAAUAGGAUUACGAGCAAAAUGAGCAUUUUAUAACGUGGGCUGUGUAAGCCAAAGAGAGGGAGGAGAGUUUGCACUAUAAAGGCAGAUAAGGCGAUCUAGGAAACACACUAGCACCAACAACACCAGCUACAGAACGGUGCUCACGUGAAACAAUCAAGAACAAAGCAAAGGACGCCCUCAGGAACUUGGACACAGAAAGCUUCAACUGACCUUCCAUAACCAUGACAAAGGUUUACAAGAAGACUAGUGGCAAUGGUUCGCUUUGCCUAUAUUUGGGGAGAAGAGACUAUGUGGACCAUGUGGAAAGUGUUGAUUCAAUUGAUGGGGUACUCAAGAUUGAUCCAUCAGAUCUUAAUGGAAGGAAAGUGUGGGUACAGCUUGCGUGUGCCUUCCGUUAUGGAAGAGAGGAUCUGGAUGUGAUUGGAGUUUCCUUCAGGAAAGACAUCUGGAUGAAGCGCAUUCAGAUGUAUCCCUUUGAGGGAACCAAGCCCCCAAAUACACCAAUGCAGGAAGCGCUUUUGAAGAAAGCUGGAGAUCAAGGACAUCCUUUCACUUUUGAUAUUCCAGUACGUCUUCCAUGCUCAGUGUCCCUUCAGCCAGCACCAGAAGAUGCUGGAAAGCCUUGCGGGGUUGACUAUGAAGUCAAAGCCUAUAUUGCACAUGAAGCAGGCGACAUAGAUGAGAAAGUUGACAAGAAGGACACUUGCCGUUUGAUCAUCCGCAAAAUCCAAUAUGCACCAAAUGAGCUAGCAGCCGGACCCAAAACCGAUAUCAACAAACAGUUUAUCACGGCAGACAAACCAAUUCACAUGGAAGCCUCCAUGGAGAAGGAGCUCUACUAUCACGGCGAUCCUAUUCCUAUCAAAGUCAAAGUGAACAAUGAGACCGGUAAAGUAGUGAAGAAAAUCAAAAUCAGUAUUGACCAAAUUACAGAUGUAUUGCUUUACUCAGCGGACAAAUACCACAAAUGUGUCCUGAAUGAAGAAUUUGGGGACCAAAUUAAUGCAAACUCCACCUUUGAGAAGGAAUAUAGAGUCACUCCUCUGCUGGCCAAUAACAAAGAGAAACGUGGUCUUGCACUGGAUGGCAAACUGAAAGAUGAAGAUACCAACUUGGCUUCUUCAACACUUCUGCAGCCCGACAUGGAUAAGCAAAUACAAGGAAUCAUUGUCUCCUACAAAAUUAAGGUUACCCUGGUAAUGGGAGGUGGUCUCUUGGGAAGCCUCACAUUAAGUGAUAUUACAGCUGAACUCCCCCUGGUUCUAAUGUCACCCAAACCAGCAGGUGAGAUUUCUGUUCUUCAUUACCUAAAAAGAGGAGCCUAUGUGUGUGGGGGGUAUAUACAGCCCAGUUAUAGGCUAGUUCUGUAUAUGUGACCAUAACAAAUAGUAAACAUUAUACCUUGUUUAUAUAGUGACAAUGCUAUAAAACAUACUAAAGAGCACAUUUUCUUGUCUUCUAACUGCAUCCUUGUGCAUUCUCAAUCUGAGCAGAAGUGUAAGUAUCAACGUAAACUUGUUUCUAAUGUUGAGACAGAAUGUUGAACUUCUAUGUGCUUUUUGUUUUAAAUCUUAGACUAACAAAAAUGGUCUUCAAUGACAAUAUACAUAUGUAUAAAGCCAUUGUUAAAGUAAUGUCUUUUUUAAUCCAGGACUGAUAUCAACCUCGAAUAGAUUCUACAGCCCGUGACGGUGAGGAACUAGUCAGGAGGAGAGACACUCAGGAAUAGAUGCAGAUACCAAACAACUUCAUUUCAUGAGCCAUAGACCAUAAUUGUUUCAAAUACCUGUGUAAAAGGAAUUCACUGUAUAAUUUUGAACAUGGGCUAAAGGCCUUGUAUACUAAGAUAAACUCAAUGACAAUGAAAUCAAGCAUUGGUCUGAUGCUUUUAAAUUGUCAUGUUUAUUUCUUCUGCCUUUAUCAUGGGAACUCAGUGUAAUAGUGUUUUAGUUUCUUUUUGUAAGUGAUUAGUGUUGUAAAGUAUCAGGGAGUAACAUUUACUUUAAUUAUAUUAUUAUAAUUGUAUAUUUUAUUUUUGUUGUUGUUUGUUUUGUUUUUCUGGCUGUGGUGAUGAUGGAAAUUAAUAAACAUUGGACUGUUA